Molecule: messenger RNA, 1011 nt
Organism: Dinoponera quadriceps
Lineage: Eukaryota; Metazoa; Arthropoda; Insecta; Hymenoptera; Formicidae
Product: acyl-CoA Delta(11) desaturase-like
Exons: 5
Coding region: 1-1011 (336 amino acids)
Biological process (GO): unsaturated fatty acid biosynthetic process
Cellular component (GO): endoplasmic reticulum membrane
Molecular function (GO): stearoyl-CoA 9-desaturase activity; iron ion binding
Source: RefSeq, a predicted model, not a curated record
AUGUACAGUUCGACGAUUACCGAAUACGAAGAUGGUAAAGACCGGAAAUCAGCGCAGACAGCAAAUGAUACGAUCCUGCAUCAACCGCCGAAAGAGCAUAUACCGGCGAAACAGCCAUUAAUUUGGCGCAACAUCAUUGGUAUCGCCGUACUGCAUGUUGCGUCCCUCUAUAUGUUCGCCAAGUAUUAUCAGGAUGCCAAAUUUUGGACCUGGAUAUAUUAUGCAAUAAACGGACAUUUGGCCGGUAUCGGCAUAACAGCAGGCGCACACCGCCUUUGGGCGCACAGAAGCUACAGCGCCAAACUACCACUCAAAAUAUUACUCGUAUUUCUCUACUGCAUGGCCGGCAUGACCCAUCUAUAUAAAUGGAUACGCGUCCAUCGAACCCAUCACAGAUAUACGGACACCUCCGCGGAUCCGCAUAACGCUAAACGCGGUUUUUUCUUCUCUCACGUUGGCUGGUUGAUGAUGAAGCAUCAUCCAGCGGUCAAGGAGUACGGUAAACAUGUGGACAUGAGCGAUAUAUUAGCCGAUCCUGUCAUACGUUUCGUUGACAAGUAUUACGAGGCGAUUAUGCUACCGUUGUGCUUCAUUUUGCCGCCUAUGAUACCGGUCUACGCGUGGAACGAAACCUGGACGAUAAGCAUAGGCGGCAUGUUCAUCCGCUACAUAUGGCUAUUGAAUGCGACCUUUUCCGUCAACAGUGUCGCUCACAUAUUCGGCAAUCGACCGUACAACAGGAGUAUCGAGGCGACGGAAAACUACGCGGUGUCCGUCUUCUCCAUCGGCGAGGGUUGGCACAAUUAUCAUCACUGCUUCCCCUGGGACUAUAGGGCCUCGGAGUACGGCCGCCUCAAUCUGACGACCCACUUUAUCAAUUUGAUGGCUUGGUUGGGAUGGGCGUACGAUCUGAAGACACCGAACGACGAGAUCGUCAACAGGUUCUGCACGGACAAAGGCGACGGCACGCCGUGUCCUGCGACGAAACGCCAGCCGCGAGUUGGCGGGUAA